CGCCACGGGAACGAAAAAUUUUAUCGCCCCGCCAAUUACGAACGCGGCGAUUACCUAUCGCUUUGUUUUAUUAGUUUAGGUAAUUUUACGGUACUUAUCGGUUAUCGCGACUACCUAACAAAAAAUAUAACCGCCCGAAGAAGUAUUAAAAAUUCAGAAAAAAGUCAAAAAUGUGACUGCGCGUGUUUCGGCAUUCGUCGCUACGCUCCUCGGCGCCGUCGCUAUGCUCCGCACAAAUCGAAAAUAUCCCUCGACUUACUAUGCAACGCCACCUUAAGUAGGUCACAGGGUAAAUUAUGUCGUAGGAUAUCGGCGGUAAUCGCCGCGUUCGUAAUUGGCGGGACGAUAAAAAUUUUCGUUCCCGUGGCGGGGCGAUAACAGACCAGUACCCAUUAUUAAUUUAAGUACAGAUAAUUCCUUUAAGUUGUAUAUACGUAGGUAUAAUCUAUUUAACAUAUUUAAAUCAUUUAAGUCCAACUACAAAAUACACUAUUAACGUUUCUCAAAGCAACAUACACUUGAAAUACUCAUAUGAUUUUUACAUAUUAUAUUAUGUAUAGGUAUUUUUAUAAUAUAUAAUCAUAACUCAUGUACACGAACAUUUUGCUGUUAGGUGCAAGUGUCUUCUAGAAACACUUUUACUAAUAUUUCUAUAUAGACGAACAAGCUAAGACUGUUGAACCUGGAUUGUAUAAUGUAUGGUACCUACAUUGGUAUUGCUUUAGAUCUUGGAGAGUUAAGCCCAGGGCCGGGGCAAGCAAAUUUUUAUAUGUAGGCAAAAAUCAAAAUUGCCGCCUCUUGUUUUAUUAUUUUUUCUUAUACGCCGCCUCUAUACGAAAAUAUAAAUUUUGCCGCCGUAGGCUUGUGCCUGUACGUUGCCUCCGCCUAUAACAGGCCCUGCAGGUAAAAUCACCCACCCACAGUAUGUGUUGCGGUCGCAACCAUUGAAUAUAUAAGGCUCGGCGCCACUGGCACCACUGGUUGACACUGUGGGGCACUAUGGUGGGAUGUCUAUACAAUACUACAAUAGCUGUACAAUGUAACGAUUGUGAAGGUAGCUUCGGACGACAUCUGUACGGCAUUUCCGAUCGCGAAACCCGACGGCGACCACCCUCGACUCUUCGCCUCGCCGCAGUCACCGAGUAACAACGCACGUGAAAACACGUUAUCUCUACGCUCCCGUGUUAGUCGUAUUAAUCUAUUAAAUUCGCGACUCUACAGACCAUCCGUUCGUUUUCAGUUUUUCACUUAGAACGCAACAACAGCGACCGAAAAUGGAUGGAAAACUGCCAAGAGCGAGUCCCUAUGAUAAUGAUUUCCAUCGCCGUAUAAAUGAAUUGAAACGAAAAUUAAGACCAUUCCAUAAUAAACACACUAUUGAGUACUUAAAUCAGAUCGCCAAGUCAUCCAGACCACCUACAAAUAUAGAUAGCGAUGAACAAGAAUCAUCAGAAUCUGCCCGUCAAGAUAUUCAGAGAAGAGUUCAAAACCUGGUGAAAUCUAUUGUUUCUAGACAAGUCCCACCUGAAUGUGAAUGUAGAUUGCCCAAACUCGACAUGUUGGCAGAGCAGUUAUCAAAAAUGGUCAAUCAUCCAGACUUUAUCAAGCCUGCGACGGAAGACAAUAAAAUGAACCAUACUAACGUCAACUCAUCAGCGAUUAUUAAUUGCAACAAAAUGAGUCGUGGUAAUAUCAGUGAGCCAGGUAAUGCGGUCAACGAAAUUAACCAAGUUAAUGAUGGGUUAUCAGCAUAUGAUAACAACAAAGUGAGUGGUAGUAAGACUGAGUCGACAGAAAUUGUAUCAAAGGAAUUGAAAAACGUACAAUUGUAAAUCAAAUCAUAAUAAUCAACAAAAAUAAAUUACUUAAAGAUGUCUCAUCUUAUAUGUCUCUGUCUUACAUACUCUUUUUUGCAUAUUUUUAAUUAUUGUCUAUUGUAUUUUAUAUAAAAUUUACAUGAUGCUCAACUAUGACUUCACAUAAUAUUUUUAUGAAAUACUGUGACAUAUAAUAUGUUGAUAAAAUGUUUUUUAAUGACUGAAUCAAUAAUAAAAAAAUUUGAAAAACCAUAAAAAAA
Molecule: messenger RNA, 2077 nt
Organism: Aphis gossypii (cotton aphid)
Lineage: Eukaryota; Metazoa; Arthropoda; Insecta; Hemiptera; Aphididae
Exons: 2
Coding region: 1275-1832 (185 amino acids)
Source: RefSeq, a predicted model, not a curated record